ACAGAUUUUUUAAUUGAAAUAGAUUAUAAUAAAUUUUUUAUAGUAGUUUCAACAGUUUAGGUAAAAUUGUUAUGGAAUAUCAUGGAGUUUUGUAUAUUUGGAAAUGGAGAGCAACCAAAAAUCUUGAAAGGUUAUAGUGACUUUUGAAGAUUUUUGAAGGUAGAAGAUUUAAAAAUAAUGAUUAAAAUCAAUUUAAUUGAUAUUUUUUUCAUAUAACUUCAUUCAAAUUAAUUUUUUCACAUUUUAAUUUUUAAGAUAUAUAAAAAAUUUGCAUUAAAUUUCACUUCAUAAUUUAAUUGUUUUAAAAAAUUCACACUAAGAAGAAAGAAGAAUGAAAACCAAGAAGAAACACCGCAGGAAGAAACGGAUUGUAACAAUUUUAUUAAUUUCUCAUAUUCAAUAUCAAAUUGUUUGAGCUUCCAAUAAAUUUUCAGAUCAUGCACCAAAAUAUAAAUCGAUUUUUGAUAGGGAAGAUAUAGUCGUUAAUAAAGAAGAAAGACUAGUUUUGAUAGAUGCCAACAUGUUCGAUGCACCCCAAAAUAACCGAUCAGAUUCGAAAACACGCAGCAACUCCACAACCAGAAGCAAAAGUAGGGAUCGAACUAGUACAGAUAGAAGCAGAAGACCCAAAAGUAGAAGUCCAGAAAGGAAUAGAAGAAGUAGAAGUCCAGAAAGGAAUAGAAGAAGUAGAAGUCCAGAAAGAAAUAGAAGAAGUAUAGAUAGAAGAAGAAGAAGCCCAGAUAAGAAUCGAAGGAGUACUGAUAGAGAUAGAAGCCCGGAUAGAAAAAGAAGAAGUGCACAUAGAAGUAGAAGUCCUGAUAGGGAUAGAAGGAGUACUGAUAGAGGUAGAAGCGCAGAUAGAAAGAGAAGAAGUGGAGAUAGAAGCAGAAGUCCCGAUAGGGAUAGAAGUUAUUGUAGUACAGAUAGAAAUAGAGAUUGGAGAAGCAGGGAGAGAGAUACUAGGGAGAAAACAAGGAGGUAUAGUCGAGAAAGGGAUCCAAUAUACGAGAAACAUUCGGUAUCAAGAAGAUCUCGUUCAAGAGAAAGAUAUCGUGAGAGGUAUAGAUCGUUGACACCAUUAAAACCUGGUGAAUAUCGUAGGAAUCAUCCUGAUUUGAGGAAGAGAUCUAGAUCGAGGGAGAAAUAUAGAUACGAUGGAAAUAGAAGGAGUGGAUCGAGAACGAGACCGUCUACGUCUAAAAAACGAUCGUUAUCUCCAAGGAGAUCAUCGAGUAGGUCUCCUAAAAGAAGAAAACAUUCGGAUUACUACGAGAAAAGGAGAAGCAGAUCACCGCAACCUUCUGGUUCUAGGGAUAGGAAAUAUUAUAGUAGAAGCCCGGAUUAUGAAAGGGAUAAAAGGUAUAAAUUGGAAAGGGGUGGAAGAAGUCGGUCUCCUGGAAGGAAAGAUGGGGUGCCGUACAGAGACCCGGCUAUGGAUUUCGGUUAUUAUGAAGGUGUCGGGGAUUAUUGGAUGCAUCCCGGUUUAAUUCGUCCUCCACCGUAUCAGGUGCAGAGGUUUUAUCCUCCGGCUUUUUAUCCUAGGAUUGUACCCGGUGGUCCGGUUUUGUAUCCUCCUCGUCAUCCUAUGAUGCAGCCAAUAAUAAGACAGAAAUUGCCGGUUUAUAAUAGUAGAUCGAAACCGGUUGUCACACAAACUUUGGAUAAAGUGACUACGGUGGAUAAAGGUGAUGGAAGUAAAGAGGAGGGUAAAUGUACUAUAGAAGAAGUGAAAAAUAACGAAACCGAAGAUAAAGAGGAUAAAGAGGAGAAUAAAUAGAGUUUGCGAUGGAUUUUUCAAAAUUUUGAUUCUUUUUUUCAUGCAAUAAAUAAUAGUUUUUGUUUUUAUUAUUAAUUAUUUGACUUAUUACUUAAUAAAAACAAUGUUAUUCUAAUAUACAGAAUGAAGUAUGAAAAUUUCGGUUUUUUGAUAUUUUUUUAAAAUUUGAUGUCCUUUUUGGUAAUAAAGUAAUUUUCGUA
Molecule: messenger RNA, 1977 nt
Organism: Diorhabda carinulata
Lineage: Eukaryota; Metazoa; Arthropoda; Insecta; Coleoptera; Chrysomelidae
Product: serine/arginine repetitive matrix protein 2-like
Exons: 4
Coding region: 521-1777 (418 amino acids)
Source: RefSeq, a predicted model, not a curated record